CCGAAUCUCCGGGGAGAAAAAGAGAUUCUCGUGUUGAAGUAGCUCGAAUUCGCAUGAGCUCCGGAACAAAAACCUUCUGUUUGUUUUCCAGUUUUCCUGCGUAACCGCAAAAAUAAAAAAAUUACACGCGCCAAGGAAAGUUUCAACCGGACGAUGUCGGGAAGCGGCAGUUUCUCUUCGGAGCGGACGGUCUGUUUGGGUGGGGAAAAUCGAUAGGAAAAGGCGAGUUCAAAGUGUCGAGGGAGAGUACACACGGCGUGUGUCAUCAACUACUCCCUUUCUCUCUCUGCGUCCGUCCGAACCGACGGUUAUCUCUCGUGGAUACGGCUCAUACGAGUCAUACGGCGUAUAUCGCCAGCGGCGGCGACGACUCGACAACAACAACGACAACGACGACAAUAAUGUUGGAACGGAGAUGCCCCCGGGGGAGUGCCAGUGCCAGUGUCGUCGCGUCUCGAUGAGUGGCGCGGGGAAGCGUCUGCGUCGCGUGCCGUGCGGCAACAGCUGCGUGGGAUCUCGCGGCGGAAGAUGCUGAGGGUGGCCGACGGCUCCUGACGGACGCGGGCCGCGAGUACGAUCGCGUAUCUACGACGGGAGGCCGGGAGGAUCGGCGGAUCGGCUGCGUCCGCGCGCCCUGAAAAAUGACCGCCGCCGGUCGGCGGCUGGUGCGCGUCCUCUGCGCCGCGCUGCUCUGCCUGUCGCUGCGCCCGGAGUACGCCCGCUCCACGCACAUCACCGGCACGUUCGACACGCGCGAGUUCUUCCGGUUCCUCGUCAAGUUCGGCUUCCAGAAGACCGACCGCCAUCGGCAGAAGGAUUCGUACGGAUACAUAUUCGGCAACGUGACCGCGCGGACGGAAUUCGACUUGCCGAUCACCCUGGCGAUACUCGACCGCGGCCACUUCCUCGAGUACUACGGUAAUCGGACGCUCGCGGACAAGAGCGCCGCGUGCGCCUACAUGUUCAACACGCUGAAGAAGAGCUCCUACGAUCCGGACUGCAACGAGGAGGGCCAGGACUUCUUGAGGCGAGUGCCGUGUCCUCGCGACAAGUUAUGUCCGGACGAGGACUCGGUGUGGAAUAUCGUGAAGGGACAUCAGUUUACGUACGUUAUACAGGACUUCUGGCAGCCACGAUUUUGGUACAUGAGCUUGGUGGCGUGCUACAGGAACAAGACGACCUGCCAGUGGGAGUAUUAUAGCAGGCACGACGAGUUGGAAUACGACAUCUGGCUGGUGAACGGCAAUCCGAACGUCAGUGGCCUAAACAGCUUGACUUAUCAGUUCUCGUACGACAGACAGAAUACCAUCGAACUGUACUUGCUGUUUUUCGUGUGUUACAUCAUCCUGGUGCCGCUGCAGUUGUAUGCAGUGAGAUUGCAAAAGCAUCCUGUAACAAGAUUGUUCACUGCUAGUUUAUUAUUAGAAUUCGUAGCAGUAUGCUUAAUCUUGAUACACGUGUUGAAAUUUGCAUUAGACGGAGUAGGAUACGAGCAAUUAGAAGUUGCAGGUGAUAUUUUUGAUAUCCUGUCACGGACGUCCUUUAUGUUAUUAUUGCUCCUACUUGCCAAAGGAUGGGCAGUAACAAGAAUGGAAUUAACAUGGAAGCCACUGGUGUUUGCUAUAUGGUUUUGUUAUGGAGUUGUACACAUCUUAUUAUAUGUGUGGAAUAUGACAGAAGUUGACAUUAUCGAAGACAUAGAUGAAUAUCAAACUUGGCCAGGAUGGUUUAUAUUGUUAUUCCGAAGUGCCAUAAUGGUAUGGUUUCUAUAUGAACUUCGAAACACCAUGACAUACGAGCAUAAUACUCAAAAAUUGAACUUUCUCCUUCAUUUUGGUGCAUCGUCAUUAGUUUGGUUCAUAUAUUUACCCAUUAUAGCACUUAUAGCGCUUCAAAUAAGCGCACUAUGGAGGUUUAAGCUGUUGUUAGGUAUAACAUACUCGGCAGACUGUUUCGCUUAUUGUGUAAUGGCUCAUUUAUUAUGGCCCACCAGAAGUGAACAAUAUUUUUUACUCGCGCAAGGUGCGGAUAAUGGUGAUGAACUCGAUGAAUUCAACGAAGCGCCGCAUGUAUUAAAUAAUUAUGUAGAGCCGCCAGAACUCGGUAAAAUAAUUACUUAAUACUCGUCCAUUGGAAGUAAUAAUAUUGAAUUGAUGACAUUUUUAAUUACAAGUGAUGUGAUGUACAUUUGCCAAAUGGUCAAUCUAAUAGAAUGAAUAAUACUCUAAUAUGUGCUACUGAACUGAAAUAUUGUGCACAUCUUAUAAUUAGAGAGAUAUAUCAAUUGUCAAAUUUGAUCAUGUGAUAUGAAAUCAAUAGACGAUACAACGGAAGUAAAUGAGUAUGAUAUGAGUAUGCUAUAUGAACAAAUAUAAUUUUCGAUUUGAUGUAUAGAUUCAUAAUUAACAGUAUUAAUUAUCAGUAAUUUUAUAUCUACAAAGUUAAGGUUUUAAAUAUUUAUCCAUUCGAAGAACGAUAUGCAUCUAAUAUUGGUGCAUUCUUACACAUUACUAAUUUAGACGAUUAGUCGACUCGUAUGAUUAUGCGCUAGGAUAAAAAUUUAUAUAUACAAAAUAAUAUACAAUUUCUAAAAUUUAUUUUCCAAACUGCCACUUUAUUUACUCAUAUCAUAUUCAUACAUCUUGAAUUUAAAAUAAUAUUAAUUUUUGCUUAUUUCUAAUCAUUUUAUACAUCUUGGUUUUAUAAAAAGAAAAGAUUCUUAAAACCUCGAUUGUAAAUGUAAAGAAAAUCUCAGAACAAAGUAUAUUUUUUUGAUGCUAUUGCGUUUAAUUCGUCAUUACAUCUUGUAAUUAUUCCAUGUCUAUUCCAUACCAAGAAUAUUACAAUGUGCGCUUGAAUAAGAAUGGUGGAAAUAAAAUACUUACAUAUAACUUUCGUAACACACAAUUUGUUUCAAGCAGAGUGGUUUAAAAGUUACGUAUGUGACUGAUUUAUUAAUAGCAAUCUUAUAGCAAGAAAUACGAUGUUCCAAAAUUACCAGACAUUCUUUUAACUAUAGAUUCUUUAAUCAAUUCAUAUCAAGACGCCAAUAGCUUUUGAGCAAUUAGCGAUAAAAAAAGAAAUAAAUUUUUUUUUAUGUUGAUUUUAAUCGAAUUUUAAAGAAAUUGAAAGUUGAGUAGAGAAACACAGUGUUCGAAGUUAAAAGAAUACAUUAAUUGAUAGCUCUUUUAACAGUGCCGCUAAGGGAAUAUUUACAAAUUGGGCAAAGAAGCUGAUUAAAAAAAAAUAGUAUUUUUGAUAUGUUUUGCAGGAGAAUAUUUUCAUAUCUAUUCUUGUUCUUAAUUUUAUAAAAAAUUCAAUUUUUUAAAGUAUAUAAUCUUAAAUUGUCAUCAGUUUGUUAUUAGGCAACAUAUAUUAUAAAUAAUGAUCACAUACACAAACACAGAAAGUGAAAGAGCACCAAUAUAACAUUCUUCCGAUUUUAUUCAAGUAAGUUUACAUGUUAGUUGCACAUUGUUAAAUAAAUAUACUUUAUAUACGAAGAUUGAAACACGAUCUGA
Molecule: messenger RNA, 3521 nt
Organism: Temnothorax curvispinosus
Lineage: Eukaryota; Metazoa; Arthropoda; Insecta; Hymenoptera; Formicidae
Product: transmembrane protein 145
Exons: 5
Coding region: 642-2120 (492 amino acids)
Biological process (GO): response to pheromone; G protein-coupled receptor signaling pathway
Source: RefSeq, a predicted model, not a curated record